AUGAUUGCUAGCGUUAACUCCAUCAAGACUUGGGUUAUGAGUUCAAAGGGCAGGAUGGUCAAGAUUGCAAAGGGGUCAGGAACUGCCGGUACCCGCGCAGCUCCCACGCAAUCUGGAACCAAUGACGAAAAGAUGGGAGGGAGGCUCGACUUCGGCGAGAGAUUCGAGAAGGACGGGAAAGUCUACUGCCGCUUUAAUUUCCAACUGAACAAAAAUGCCGAAAACAAAACUCUUCGCGAUCUCGCUCGAGACAACACCCACAAAAAGUGGUCGUCUGCCGAAAUUGAAAUUAGCGAGAACCCCACCGAGGAUGAAGCCAGAGAGAAAGCCACUCAGUUGUUUGACAGUAUUAUUUCGAACCUUCAAAAACCCUAG
Trichophyton benhamiae CBS 112371 is the source of this 375-nucleotide messenger RNA. RefSeq lists its product as uncharacterized. NCBI's taxonomy places the organism in Eukaryota, Fungi, Ascomycota, Eurotiomycetes, Onygenales, Arthrodermataceae. The transcript has a single exon. The record is from RefSeq and is a predicted model, not a curated record. Bases 1 to 375 code for a protein of 124 amino acids.